Messenger RNA from Ostrea edulis (European flat oyster), 1310 nucleotides. Its product is annotated as GS homeobox 1-like. The record is from RefSeq and is a predicted model, not a curated record. Bases 1 to 828 code for a protein of 275 amino acids. NCBI's taxonomy places the organism in Eukaryota, Metazoa, Mollusca, Bivalvia, Ostreida, Ostreidae. Gene Ontology annotation, molecular function: DNA-binding transcription factor activity, RNA polymerase II-specific; sequence-specific double-stranded DNA binding. Gene Ontology annotation, cellular component: nucleus. The transcript has 2 exons. Gene Ontology annotation, biological process: regulation of DNA-templated transcription.
AUGUCACGGUCGUUUUUCGUCGAUUCUUUGAUAGUUAAAGAUACCCCGGCCACAGUGGUGUCGAAAACGGACUGUGUACCUAACCACUCUUUCGGCAUGCCCAUGGGUAUGGGACACAGACAACCGACCCCCUCUGCUCGUUUACCCACAGUGUCCCACAGUCUGCCCUGUUACCCUCGGCAUCCUCAAGAAAUGAUCAGUUUCUGUUGCCCCCUCUGCAUCCACACACCACACCCUGUGGUUCCUGAAAGUGCAGCUUCUGUUCCAGGAAUAGCCCCCACAUUCACGACAGCUUCUCUCACCUCUCGGGCAGUACCGGAUUAUAACUUCCAGAGGACUACGAUAUCGGCACUGACAACGAAGACGGCAAAACGGCCAAAAGACAAAAUAAGCCACCCUGUACUUCAGGACCAGAGGAAACCCAAGGCAUCUCCUGCUGGGGUGAGUAGCUCUACAGAGGAUUUAAGCAGCAAGAGAAUUAGGACAGCGUUUACCAGUACGCAGCUGUUAGAACUGGAACGAGAAUUUAACUCUAACAUGUACCUAUCCAGACUCAGGAGAAUAGAAAUUGCGACAUAUCUCAAUCUAUCAGAAAAGCAAGUCAAAAUAUGGUUCCAGAAUCGAAGAGUUAAGUUCAAGAAAGAAGGACAUGAUGAAACAAAUGAGAAGUGCCGGUGUCUUAGAACAUGUGCUCCGAAGCUGGAUAAACGUCGCAUGAACAAACAUUCUGAUGAUUCUGAAAUCAAACAUUCACAUGAAUUUGAUGACAAUGAGGACAGUUUUGACUGUGAACAAUCAGAGGAUUUGGAGCUUAAUAUUGACACUUAAUCUUGCCGAUGGUAUCUUGUGCAAUAUUUCUUAUGUGCAAUAAUUAAUUUGGAACUACAUGAUUGUUUAAGAAAAAUAAGCAGUUUCUUCGGAGGGAUACAAGUUAAAUGAGUACAUUUAAUACUGAAUUAAAUAUCGAGGAUUAUUGUACAUGCUUUCUUUGUUGCAAUGUUCUUUUCGUUGUAUUUGAAUAUGCAAACAGCAAAAUUUAUACAAGUGAAACAAUCAUUGUGAUAUUUUGAUAGUAUAAAUAUACGUGCGUUUGCAUUAGUUUUAAAGUUAUGGAUUAGAGUACACAAAAUUAAAAUGGGGGAAGGGAUUGUUCUCUAGUCAUGCAUUUUAUGAAAUGUCAUCAUUUUUAGAACAUACAAUGCAUGUGCAAAGUGCAAUUAUAGUUGUGUAAUUGAAUAAAAUUUUAAAAAUAUUUUGAUUUGGAGUCAUUUCAAAAUUCUAAUUGUUGAUAUCAAUGUAUCUUGAUAAGA